Molecule: messenger RNA, 4203 nt
Organism: Prorocentrum cordatum
Lineage: Eukaryota; Dinophyceae; Prorocentrales; Prorocentraceae
Source: the annotation of a GenBank genome assembly
AUGGUGUCCCUGGGCGUGCUGCCGUCGCUCGGGGACCCUGACCUCACCUCGAUGCCAAUCUUGGCGUCGCUUCCGCCGUCAGCGGUGCGGUCUGCCGUCGCGAAGGCCCGCGUCGACAGGGAGGGCAGGGAGGCUGGCGAACGCCUCACGGCCAUCCAGAAGGGCCGCCUCAACCUCCUCUACAACGCCCUCCGCCGGAAGUUUGGGUUGCACCUUGAGCCGGUCGAUCAAGAGCCGCCUCAACCGCAGGCGGCGGCAGCGGCAACCCCGGGUUCGGCGGCGGCGCCGCACGCCGCUAAUUUGGUGAACCUGUCCGCGGUCCUCGACCAGGGCCUGAAGGGCGAGGUGGAGCUUUACAGCCACGCCCAACUACAGAAGAUCCGGAACAAUUACAUAGUCUUGAUGGGGGAUGAGCCCAUGGGUCGCCACAACUACACCGACGAGCAGAUAUCGGCGUUGGGCCGGCGGCUGGAGGCCGGCUUCGUGCCGUUUGCGGACUUCGGCGUGUGGGGGCCGAACGGCAACCGCUUCCAGCGCCACAUGAAAUUCAAGGCGAGCUUCAUGGACGCCUCUGGCCAGUGGCGGACGCAGGAAAUCCCCGGGCCAGAAUCCCUGGAGAUCUGGGAGGACUCGUACGAGGUCUACAAGGCAGCUGUUCUCUCAUUGGGGGCCUUCCAGCAGGCCACUUUGACUUUGUACGCGGCUGAGUUCCGCCAGCGCGUCCUCGACAAUCCGGGGUGCUGGCACUUGACACUGGCUGCGGAUUUUCUGGCGCGGUCGGAGCAGCUUGCGAACGAGCGCCGGCGACUGGAGCGUUUCCACGAGAAGUCGCCCACCUUGUCCAGUUGGAACCCCAAGAUGCCAUGGGACGCUGCGCUGAGGGCUGUGUCCCAGGACAAAACCUUUUGGUACAAGCAUUUGGAGAAGCCAUGCGACAAGGCUGCCCGGGACGGUUCGGCAACGGUGCCCGUUCAGCGGACGGCCUACACCCAGGUGCCGCCCUUCACGGCGGCGCCGCAGCAGGGCAGCAACAAGAAGAAGGGCGGCGGCAGGGGUAAAGCCAACGACAGGAAGGACACCAAGGGCAUUGAUCCACGUGGCAAGGGACCCAAUGCUCAACGAGCCGAUGGGCGCUAUUACCGGUCAGUGGACAAUGUGGAAAUAUGCUACGCUUGGGCCCAGCACGAGGAGGGUUGCUCCAGCAAGGCGUGCCCACAGGGGCGGGCGCACGCGUGCGAGUUCUGCCGCACGCCCCACCGCACCAUCCGCUGUGAGAAGCAUCCGGGGUGGACGCCGCCGGCGGCCAGCCGGGGGGCCAAGAGGCGCAAGAACUCGUUGGGGCGCGCGGGUGAGUGCCCGCACCCGGGGGCGAUCCAGGGCCCCGAGCACCGGUUCGAGCCGCCCAAGUUCCUGGAGCUCGUUGGGCGCGGCGGCGGGCUCACGGCGGCUGUGGCGCGGCUGCAUCUUGAUCACUUCACGGCGCAGUGCCUCGAGGCCGCGGCGGGCCUCCGCGACCAGGUUCUGGACCUUCUGAAUCACGAUCAUUAUCAUCGGGUUCUCAGCCUGAUUCGGCAGCGGCGAGUGCGAUGGCUCCAUGUGGCACCGCGCUGCGCGGAUUUCUCGAAGGCGCGGAGAACCGGCAGGCGCGCCCGCCCCGCCAGCGGCACCCCAAAGCCGCAGCACGUGCUCGACAGCAACACCUUGGUUGCCAGGGCGGCGAGGCUGUGUCGUGCCCAGGCCAAGGCUGGCGGGUGGUUCUCCUUUGAGAAUCCAGAAGCCUCGUGCGCUUGGCAGUGCGGGCCCGUCGCCUCCCUGCUGCGCAUUGCCGGUGCCGUGCGGGUGGUGUGCGACCAGUGCAUGUUCGGCUGCCCGUACAGGAAGCCGACGGGCUGGCUGACGAACGCCCCCUUCCUUGGCGUUCUCGCCGAGAGGUGCCCGGGGCCCCCGGUGCACGUGCACCCCAGCCUCGGCGGGAGGUGCAUUGGGCCUGCGGGCGGAUCCGCGUGGAAGACUCAACUGGCGCCGUCUUAUCCGGAAGGGCUCUGCAGCGCACUGGCAUUUGCGUACAGGGCCGAACUCAGCAAGCAGCCGGACCUGGCCGCGAAGCAGCCCACCACCUACGACGUCUUCGCUGGGCAGGAGGACGCCGCGCAGCAGGAGACAGCCAGACAGCGGCGGGAGAGAGGCGUGGGGAAGCUGCCCGGCUGGGCGGCGCUCGGCGCUCAGAUCGCCGCUGCCCUCGAAGACGUCGCCGGCGGAUUGUGCGACGCCGUCGACAGGGUGGUCGAGGAGCUGGGCCGCCCAGAGGCGACAGGCCUCGCUCCUGCUGCCGCGCGGAGCGGGCAGGCGGCCCUUGCGGCCCGCCUGGGGGUGAGGCACCACGACCGCGAGGGCCCCCAGGGAGAGAUGCUGGAGGACAUUCUGGCUGCGGCGGGGGAUCCGGAGACGCAGGUUCCUCAGUGGCUGCAGCGCUACGCCCCGCUCGGGAUCGAGGUGCCGAUUCUGCCCUCCGGCGUUUUCCCGGAGACCGAGCCCACCUCUGUGGGGCCGGCCAGGGAGAAGCUCGACGCCCUCCUCCAGCACUGCGUGGACCGGGGCGACCCGGUAAACUACAGAAGCUACGAGGAGAACAGGGAGGAGGCCGACGCCGCGUUCCAGAAGGAGCUGGACAAAGGGUACGCCACGUGGCGCCAAGACCGGGGCGCCUUGGAGGCGAUUCACGGCCCGCUCACCUUGCCCCGCGUCGGCGCCGUCAUCACCGCGAAGGCCGGGGCAAGAAAGUGCCGUCUGAUCCACGACCUGAGGCGGAGCAGAGUCAAUUCGAAGAUCCUUCUCCGCGAGCGCUUGGUUCUGCCACGGCUCCACGACGUCAUUCAGGAUACCUUGGACACGUUCGCGCGCGUCCAGGACCCCCACCAGGUGUACUACUUGGUCGCUGAUUUUCAAGACGCUUUCAAGCUCUUGAGAACGGACCCAAGGGAAAAUAAGCACUUGGCAGGCUACGCUUGCGGGGGGUAUUUUGUGUAUGACACGGUGUUCUUUGGAGUUGGCACUGGGCCGCUGGUCUGGGGCCGCGUCGCGGCAGCACUGAUGCGCCUCACGCAGGCGACGCUCAGCGAGAAGAAGGGCCGCAUUCAGUGUUUUGUGGACGACUCUAUAUUGACUAUGUCUGGCUCGCUGCGCACAGUGCGGAGAGAAUUCGCUAAGAUACUUGUGCUGUGGCAGCCCCUCGGCUUCGGGGUCUCCUGGAAGAAGGUCAGCUUUGGCACUUCAGUUUCGUGGAUUGGCGCCGCGAUCCAGGCCGACACGGCCGUGCGCCGCGUGAGCGUGUCGCUACCUGAGGAGAAGUUGGAGCUGGUCAGGGGCGCGUGCACCGACCUGCUGGAGGAGCGGAAGCCAGUGCCCCCCGUCGCCAGGGUGAGGCAGCUGGCCGGCCGCGGAGGCUGGAUCGGCGGCCUGCUUCCCCAGGUCCGACCGCUUGUCCGGCAUCUCUGGGGAGCUCUAUCCAAGGCUCGGAAGGGCAACCCGCCCGUCCUCUUCCGCAAGCAGGUGGAGCCGGCAUUGCGAUGGCUGGUCGCCUUCGCAACGGACGCGCCUUUACAUCUGACGCGCCAUGUUUACCUCGUCGACAGACUCCACGACGGCUUGUACGUUGAAACUGACGCUUCGCCUUGGGGCGGCGGCGGGUGCUGCUGGGCAUCGCCGGCGGCCCGCCGAGCUGGCGAAGCGCCGCGCGCGUACUUUGCUGUGACAUGGGACCACACGCACGAGGAGCUCCUGCACGCGCAGGUCGGCAGCCCGGCUGGCCGGGCGUCGCGGGAAGCAUUUGCGAUGCUCCUCGCAGCAAAGCUGUGGAUCUCACCAGAGGUCCUGGGGCGCAUCACCUUUGCGGGUGACGCGCAAGGCGUCCUGGCAGCACUGGUCCAGCUACGUGGAGAUUCGGCCAUCAUGAUCGAUGUGGCCAAGGAGCUCGCCCUCCACCUGGCCCCCUUGGGCCAUGCUCUCGAGGGCCUCCACAUCUGGGCGGAGCAGAACAAGCUCGCGGACGCGCUGAGCCGGGUCUCUUGCGACGGCCACUCCCCCCGCUUUCUCGCCGGGGCGGAGCAGGCCACGGUCCCGCAGGUGGAGGACCUGGGUCUGCGAGUGCUGCAGACCAAGAUUUCAGGCCGAGGGCGCGCCUGUACGCACUGUGUCAGCCGCUGA